Messenger RNA from Exophiala mesophila, 3138 nucleotides. RefSeq lists its product as uncharacterized. The transcript has a single exon. Gene Ontology annotation, molecular function: GTPase activity; GTP binding; microtubule binding. Gene Ontology annotation, biological process: mitochondrial fission; peroxisome fission. Lineage: Eukaryota; Fungi; Ascomycota; Eurotiomycetes; Chaetothyriales; Herpotrichiellaceae. The record is from RefSeq and is a predicted model, not a curated record. The coding region runs from base 361 to 2814 and encodes 817 amino acids. Gene Ontology annotation, cellular component: peroxisome; membrane; microtubule.
GCUGCGACCAACAAGUUUCCAAUAUCCUGCUGCUCCUGCCUCUAAAGAUCUCCACAGUAAACAUGUGCCUGCGCUCUUGAUUGCUGCCCUCCAUCUCCAUCUCAUUCUCUAUCUUCAUCACCAUUACCAUCUUGUCUCUAUUCACCAGCUACUUCUCCUUUGUACAGUCUAUAAUUGGUCGAUACAUCCCACCCGACACGACACGAACGACACGCACAAACCCUCCAUCGUGUCUUUCAUCCUUCCCUCACCCACCUUGAGGUCACCACUCUCCCAAACCUACCUGCCAACUUUUCUUCCUCUCCCCAUCCUCUCCCUCUUUUGACACGUCCCCUGCCAAUUCGGCCACGGUCGUCGACAAUGGCCACCCUCGGCGACGAUCUCCUCCGCACCGUCAACAAACUCCAGGAUCUUGUCUUCAACACAAUCGGCAAUGAUUCUCUCGAUUUGCCGCAGAUUGUUGUUGUUGGCUCCCAAUCCUCGGGAAAAUCCUCCGUUCUCGAAAACAUUGUCGGCAGAGACUUUCUCCCCCGAGGUAGUGGUAUCGUUACACGACGACCGUUGAUCCUGCAGCUCAUCAAUAUUCCUCCCGACGAUGAGGAUGUCAAUGGCGAAAGCGAGUAUCUUGCACCCCACACCCCUGCCAGUGUCGCGUCACACGGCGAAUGGGCCGAAUUUCAUCAUAUUCCCGGGCGCAAAUUCACAGAUUUCAACCAGGUCAGGGCUGAAAUUGAAAACGAGACGGCGAGAAUUGCGGGCAACAACAAAGGCAUCAACAGGCAGCCCAUCAACCUGAAGAUAUAUUCUCCUCACGUCCUCAACCUGACCCUGGUCGAUUUGCCAGGUUUAACAAAGGUCCCCAUCGGAGACCAACCCGCAGAUAUCGAGAAGCAAACUCGCACCUUGAUUUCCGAAUACAUUGCCAAACCUAACAGCAUCAUCCUCGCCGUCUCUCCAGCCAAUGUCGACAUUGUCAAUUCCGAAGCUCUCAAGCUCGCCCGCCAUGUCGAUCCCAUGGGAAGACGGACAAUUGGUGUUCUCACAAAACUGGACCUGAUGGACCAUGGUACCAAUGCUAUGGAUAUUCUCUCCGGCCGCGUUUACCCCCUCAAGCUCGGAUUCAUCGGUGUCGUCAAUCGAUCACAACAAGACAUUCAGACCCAGAAGCCCAUGUCAGAGUCCUUGCGGUCCGAAGCAGAAUUCUUCAGACAUCACCCUGCAUACCGGAACAUGGCUACAAGAUGUGGAACGCAGUAUCUGGCAAAGACCCUCAAUACCACCCUGAUGGGUCACAUUCGCGACCGACUACCAGACAUCAAAGCUCGUUUGAACACUCUCAUGGGCCAGACACAACAAGAGUUGGCCAGCUACGGCAGCAAACAGUUCAGCGGCAAGGAGCAUCGAGGUUCCUUGAUUUUACAACUCAUGACCCGUUUUGCAACCUCGUUCAUCUCCUCCAUCGACGGCACAUCAUCUGAAAUCUCAACAAAGGAGCUGUGUGGUGGUGCCAGAAUCUAUUACAUUUUCAACUCGGUCUUUGGCAACUCCCUUGAGACCAUCGACCCCACGACCAAUCUCUCCGUCCUCGACAUUCGAACUGCCAUCCGGAACUCGACAGGGCCCAGGCCCAGCCUUUUCGUGCCUGAGCUGGCCUUCGACCUCCUGGUCAAGCCUCAAAUCAAGCUCCUCGAAAUUCCCAGCCAACGGUGCGUGGAACUGGUUUAUGAGGAGCUCAUCAAGAUUUGCCACACGUGCGGUUCAACCGAAUUAUCGAGAUUCCCAAGAUUGCAGGGCAAGCUGAUUGAAGUGGUGUCGGAUCUCCUGCGAGAACGACUGGGGCCCAGCUCAACCUACGUCGAAUCCCUCAUCUCCAUCCAGCGAGCCUACAUCAACACUAACCAUCCCAACUUCCUCGGAGCUGCCGCCGCCAUGUCCUCGGUCAUUGCGAGCAAGAACGAAAAAGACAAGAAGGCUGCCCAGGCAGAGGAGCGAAGGAAAAGAGAGAAACAACGACAGAGGCAGCUUGGCGCGAAUGGGGUUGCUACCCCUGACGAUGAAGAGGCCGAGAACGAAGACAAGCCAACAUCUUUGCCCGUGCGAAAACACCCCGCACUCAGUCGAAGCAUGUCACCUGCCGUCGCUCGAGACCGGGAAAAUGGCAGCAUCUCAAGCGUAACUGGAGCUCCUGGGGCCAAAGAUUCUUUCUUAAAUUACUUCUUCGGUAAGGACGGCAGUAUCCAGUCCGCCAAUCUCCCCUCAGCCACAGCGACCAAUGGACCAGGGGCGCGACAUGUCAGUCACAGUGCCGAGCCCAGUUUCUCUCAGAGCAUCCGCAGACCAGAGACUCGAGGAAGCUUCACAGAUCGAUCCCCGGCUUAUCCACCAGCUGUGGUCGAUGAUUAUGGAACCGCUCCCUCGGAGUAUGGCGGCGAGUCCAACUCAUUAUUCGUAAGUGAAUACCCCAUGUGGGAGAUUUCCAGCUCUAACAGCAAUUCACAGCCUGAACAUCCGGCGGAGCCGGCAUUGACAGACCGAGAAGCCCUCGAGACCGAGUUGAUCCGGCGUUUGAUCAGCAGUUAUUUCAACAUUGUGCGCGAAACAAUUGCCGACCAGGUUCCCAAGGCCAUUAUGCAUCUAUUGGUCAAUCACUCGCGGGACGAGGUCCAGAACCGACUGGUCAGUGAGCUGUACAAGGAGGAACUGUUUGCGGACCUUCUGUACGAAGACGACGGUAUCAAGAAGGAACGAGAAAAGUGCGAGAAACUGCUGGCCACAUACAAAGAGGCGGCCAAGAUUGUCGGCGAGGUCCUGUAAGAUGGCGUGUUUGAAGACUAGGGAUGUACCACAUGUAGAGUUUGGUUGACAGCUAUAACCAAAAGGCGGCGCUGGUACAGGAGUUCACAACGAAACGAGGACUGAAUGAACCGUGGAAUGGCACCGCAAGGCUGGCAAGGCCGGCUCACUAUUGACGGAGCGUUGGAUCUCUCAAAUCAUGUUUUAUCAUAUCAGACAUUGCGACUACCUUUGCCCUAACCAGAGGGGCCACACCGAUAGGGGUAGGUGCUUCUCAAAGGAGUCUCGACUCAUCAUAUCCAUCUUGUCACAUUAACAUCAUCAAUCAACCCAUAUCUCUCUAAA